GCGAAAAGAGUCACAAGGUCCAUUUACACGAACAACUGCAACUGCUGCCGAUGGUGCUCCUCCCGUCACCUCAUUGCGGGGAUGCUGUUCAUCCAAAACUCCUACUCGUGAGCUUGACGGCUCCAGUUCAUUUCGCAUUUUGAACAUCGACUUCGCAGACAUCCUCUACGUAUAUACAUCAUGGGUUGGAUACAAGCAGCUGUCAGUAUCUACACUCAACCAGUAGCGUCUUUACCUCUGGCGAACCGGGACGCUGACGUGAACGGGCUAUUCAUUCCGCCGGACGAGGUUGUGAAGCACACUUCAGCGGAAGCAGGAGGAAUCUGGCUUGUUAUUGAGGACAGCGUGUACGACGUCACCGACUUCCUGACGGCGCACCCCGGCGGACCAGAGAUCUUGGAGAAUUUUGGUGGCCAGAACUGUACGUGGCAGUUUUGGAAGUUCCACAACAAAUCACACCUGGCGGAAUGGUCAGAGAGGCUGAGGAUCGGGUGGACGAAUCCUCCAACGCCGAAAUAUCUUCCGCCGAGGAACCUGAUGGCAAAGUGUAUCUAG
Molecule: messenger RNA, 555 nt
Organism: Saitoella complicata NRRL Y-17804
Lineage: Eukaryota; Fungi; Ascomycota; Saitoellomycetes; Saitoellales; Saitoellaceae
Product: cytochrome b5
Exons: 3
Coding region: 181-555 (124 amino acids)
Cellular component (GO): intracellular membrane-bounded organelle; membrane
Molecular function (GO): heme binding
Source: RefSeq, a predicted model, not a curated record